Calypte anna (Anna's hummingbird) is the source of this 690-nucleotide messenger RNA. It is a transcript of the gene CLXN, whose product is annotated as EF-hand calcium binding domain 1. Gene Ontology annotation, molecular function: calcium ion binding. The transcript has 6 exons. The record is from RefSeq and is a predicted model, not a curated record. Bases 61 to 690 code for a protein of 209 amino acids. Lineage: Eukaryota; Metazoa; Chordata; Aves; Apodiformes; Trochilidae.
CCCCGGCCGUCCUACCCGCGUUGCCAUGGCAGCGGGGCAGGGAGCCCGCAGGCCGCCGCCAUGAGCAAGAGGAGGCAGCAGCAGCAGCUCUUGGACUCUCUGACCCGAUCCUCCAAGCACUUUAAUAAAGGUGAGGUGGAAUGUCUGGUCAAGCUCUUCAACAGGCUGGCGGCCGAGCCCAGCAACCACUUUGUUAAUGUGGGCCUUGACCGUAACGUGUUCAAAGACGUGAUGCACAGAACCUUUGGCAUGACAGAUGACGUGAUCCUGGACAGAGUGUUCCGCACUUUUGAUAAAGACAACAACAACUGCAUCAGUGCAGUGGAAUGGGUGGAAGGCUUAUCAGUGUUUCUUCGGGGGACAUUGGAAGAAAAGAUUAAAUACUGUUUUCAGGUUUAUGACCUGAAUGGUGAUGGAUACAUUUCAAGAGAUGAAAUGUUUCAACUGCUAAAAUACUGCCUUCCUAAACAACCCUCAGAAGAAGAUACUGAUGAGGGAAUUAAGGACUUGGUAGACAUAGCACUGAAGAAAAUGGACAGUGAUCAUGAUGGCAAGAUUUCUUUUAUGGACUUUGAAACAACAGUCAGAGAUGAUUAUCUUCUCUUGGAAGCCUUUGGACCUUGUUUGCCAGACAUAAAGAACACUAUAGCAUUUGAAGAGAAAACUUUCCAGACAACUCGUAAAGUGUAA